Molecule: messenger RNA, 1761 nt
Organism: Zingiber officinale
Lineage: Eukaryota; Viridiplantae; Streptophyta; Magnoliopsida; Zingiberales; Zingiberaceae
Product: DNA damage-binding protein cmr1-like
Exons: 4
Coding region: 81-1487 (468 amino acids)
Biological process (GO): regulation of DNA damage checkpoint
Cellular component (GO): nucleus
Molecular function (GO): DNA binding; protein binding
Source: RefSeq, a predicted model, not a curated record
CCUCUUUUUCUUCAACCUCUCCCUGCCGCCUCUACAUCUACUAUCUCCAUCGAUUCAUCUCCAUCGAGAUCACGAUUCCGAUGGUGACCGCAGCGAUGACGGACUACGAGCGCUUGCGGCUCGAGAACAUCCGCCGGAACGACGAGAUGAUUUCCUCCCUCCUGAUUCGCAGCAAGGCCUCUGAUCUCGCCACCUCCCUGAAGCGCUCCGCCGCCACCCAGAACAAGCCGAAGAAGGCGGAGAAGAGUGCCAAGAAAAUUCGCGCCCAGGAUCCCGUCCUCGUCCGUCGCUCCCUUCGCCACCGCGGCCUCCCUCCCGAACCGACCCAGCCCAAAUCUGAACCGACCCAGCCCGAAUCUGAAAGCCCCAGCGAUUUCCCGGCCAAGAGGGAGCAGCUACUCAUCGGCGAUGCGUUCGUGGAUAGAUCUGAAUCGUCCGACCGAAAUCUGGUUGGAGCCAUCCUGAGCGCGUCCGAGCGAGCAAGUUUGGAUCUUGCAAAAGAAAAGGAGGUGGGAGGACUGUUUGAUCCGAAGAGGGAUUUGAUGCUGAGGGAGGAGAAUGUGAAGAGGGUUGUCGGAGGGAGAAUAGUGUCGGUUCGGUUCUUGCCAUUUUGGGACAGGACGGUGAUCGUGGCGGGAGAUAAGCUAGGCAAUCUAGGGUUUUGGGAUGUGGACAUGGAGGAAGGGGAUAGUGAUGGGGUGUAUGUUUACGUUCCCCAUUCUGACUCUGUUUCCGGAAUUUCAGUGCAUCCCUUCUCCCCCGCAAAGAUUUUCACUUGCAGCUAUGAUGGACUCAUCCGGUUGAUGGAUGUUCAAGAUGGGACCUUUAAUAUGAUCCACUCCAGUGACUAUCUUAUUUACUCCAUCUGCCAGUCGCCUAUCAAUACUAGUACAAUUUAUUUUGCGGAAGGUGCAGGAGACUUGAAACUUCGGGAUGAGAGGACAGGAAGAGCUUCAAACACUUGGGGUUUGCAUGAAAAGAGAAUUAAUACAAUUGAUUUCAAUCCUGAGAACCCCAACAUGAUGGCUACUAGUUCAACAGAUGGGAUGGUUCGCAUAUGGGACUUGCGAGUAUUGAAGAAUCACCAACCAGAUAGUUUAAAGACAGUACAACAUCGACGUGCUGUUUAUUCUGCAUAUUUUUCACCUGGUGGACUCAGACUCGCUACAACAAGUUGUGAUGACACGGUUGGAAUUGCUAGUGGUGUCAACUUUGAUGAUCAAUUAUUGGUGAAACAUGACAAUCAGACUGGCAGAUGGAUAUCCACAUUCAGAGCCAUUUGGGGAUGGGAUGACUCUCAUAUCUUCUUGGGAAACAUGAAAAGAGCUGUCGAUAUAAUUUCAGCCGAUUCAAGAACUACUACAACAUCCCUGUUCAGCGAGUACAUGACUUCAAUAGGUUGCCGGCUUGCUGCACACCCACAGAUACAAGGAAAACUGGCUUCAGCUACGGCUGGUGGCAAGGUGUUUUACUGGACAAGAUUAUGAGCUUUGAUGGUUAGGAGUAUUUUAGGCCUUUGCUUGGCCUUGAACUCUUUAGUCAGACUUAAGUAAAAGCUACUAAAAACAGUGACAAGAGUGAUAAUUCAGGUGUUCAGAUUUCACUCGUUUAAUUUUGGAGUAAAGCGUCUUCCUCUUGACUACUUAGUGCUUAUUGAUUGAGAGUACACUAAACUGCAAGUUUAGUAUGAUAAGUCAAAAGUGUAGUGUCUCAGAGAGUUAGUAGGUGUGUAGCAAAUGAAGUACAAAAUUUAUUAAGCAU